GCGCAAUACAAAGCUCCAAAUUCCGACACUGCUUAGCCCAUUCCUCUCCCUUUCUAGGGUUUUAGGACAAAACCCCUCCAAUCCUCAACUUGCAAAACCAUAGAAAUGGAGCUCCAAUACCUUACCCUAUGAACCCGUCUUUCUUCAAAACCUCGUCGUUUCGUUCGGACCUUUGUCCAAUGGCCUUCUCCUACUCCGGACUCCGUUUCUCUUCCAUCCUCCGCUGCCGCCUCUCUUCCCCUCUCUUCCCUUCUCGCUUCUCCCGGCUCCGGCCGGACCUCCCGGAGCUCCGAUUCCUCUCUUCUUAUUCUACUACACCUCGGUUCCGGACUCUCCGGCCGGUGAAAGCCAGACGCAGGGACGAGCCUGUGAAGGAGGAGGAGGGAGAGGAUGGAAAUGGGAGUGUGUUGGUGAAGGAUAGGAAUGGGAAUGAUGGUAGGGUUGUGCCAACUGAGCUUCAUAAGGAAGCUACUGAUGCUUACAUCGCUUAUGCCAUGUCGGUUUUGCUUGGCCGGGCUUUGCCAGAUGUUCGUGAUGGUUUGAAGCCUGUGCAUCGAAGGAUACUGUUUGCAAUGCAUGAAUUGGGCCUUUCUUCAAGAAAACCAUUCAAGAAAUGUGCUAGAGUUGUUGGAGAGGUCCUAGGUAAAUUUCAUCCACAUGGAGAUAAUGCAGUUUAUGAUUCUUUGGUGCGAAUGGCUCAGGAUUUUUCCUUACGAUGCCCGCUAAUCCGAGGGCAUGGGAAUUUUGGUUCGAUUGAUGCUGAUCCUCCUGCUGCCAUGCGGUACACAGAGUGCAGAUUGGAUGCACUCUCCGAAGCAAUGUUACUAGCCGAUCUAGAACUGGAUACAGUUGAUUUUGUUCCAAAUUUUGAUAAUUCACAAAAAGAACCAUCUCUUCUGCCUGCCCGACUUCCUACUUUAUUGCUAAAUGGUUCUUCUGGGAUUGCAGUUGGUAUGGCAACCAACAUUCCUCCUCAUAAUCUGGGGGAGCUGGUUGAUGUUCUGUGCGUUUUAAUUAACAAUCCAGAAGCUACACUGCAAGAAUUGUUGGAAUACAUGCCUGGACCUGACUUUCCAACUGGAGGGCUGAUUAUGGGAAACAUUGGCAUCCUAGAGGCAUAUCGGAGUGGGCGAGGGCGUGUUGUAGUUAGAGGAAAAACUGAAUUUGAAUUGGUUGAUUCGAAGACAAAGCGAACUGCAAUUAUCAUAAAAGAGAUCCCUUAUCAGACCAACAAAUCCGCACUUGUGGAGAAGAUUGCAGAACUUGUGGAAAAUAAGAGUCUAGAUGGAAUAAGUGAUAUUAGGGAUGAAAGUGAUCGUUCAGGAAUGCGUAUAGUCAUCGAGCUCAAGCGAGGAUCAGAGCCAUCAAUUGUCCUCAACAAUCUCUUUCGGCUCACGUCUCUUCAGUCCAGUUUUAGCUGUAACAUGGUGGGUAUUCUCAAUGGACAACCUAAACUGAUGGGUCUGAAGGAAAUGCUGCAGGCAUUCUUAGACUUUAGGUGCUCUAUUGUUGAAAGACGUGCCAGGUUCAAGCUUUCCCAAGCACAAGCAAGAAGACAUAUUGUUGAGGGUAUCAUUGUGGGGCUUGAUAAUAUAGAUGGAGUGAUUCAUUUAAUAAGGGAAUCUUCAAGCAAUGCAGUCGCAUUAGCUGGUCUGAGGAAUGAAUUCAAUCUCUCUGAGAAACAGGCUGAAGCUAUAUUAGACAUUAACCUACGAAGACUGACAUUGCUUGAGAGGAAGAAAUUUGUUGAUGAAGGUGAAUCCCUGAGGGAGCAAAUAUCAAAACUGGAGGAACUUUUGUCAAGCAAGAAACAUAUAUUUCAGGUAAUAAAAGAAGAAGCAAUUGAAUUGAAAAACAAGUUUUCUAGUCCAAGGCGAUCAAUGUUGGAGGAUACUGAUGAUGGUCAACUUGAAGACAUAGAUGUGAUUCCAAAUGAAGAAAUGCUACUGGCCUUUAGUGAAAAGGGUUAUGUUAAGCGAAUGAAGCCCAGCACCUUUAAUCUCCAAAAUCGUGGGACAAUUGGUAAAUCUGUUGGGAAACUCAGGGUAAAUGAUGCAAUGUCAGACUUUAUUGUUUGUCGUGCACAUGACCAUGUCCUCUACUUCAGUGACAAGGGAACAGUGUACUCAGCUCGUGCAUAUAAAAUUCCAGAAUGCACCAGGACAGCUGCUGGUACUCCACUGGUUCAGAUCCUGUCUUUGUCUGAUGCUGAGAGGAUUACAUCGGUUAUACCUGUUAGUGAAUUUGCUGGAGAUCAGUUUUUAGUAAUGCUUACAGCUAAUGGAUACAUCAAGAAAGUCUCUUUGAGUUCUUUUUCAUCAAUAAGGUCAACGGGAAUCAUAGCAAUCCAACUGGUUCCUGGGGAUGAACUUAAAUGGGUACGCCGUUGCACAAAUGAUGAUCUUGUUGCAAUGGCUUCACAAAAUGGAAUGGUCACUCUAAGUGCCUGUGAGAAUAUUCGAGCACUAAGCAGAAAUACUAGGGGUACAGCGGCCAUGAGACUUAAAGGAGGGGAUAGGAUGGCAAGCAUUGACAUUAUACCAGCAGCUAUACGGAAAGACUUGGAAAGGCUGUCAGAAUCUCCACAUAGCAAUGCUAAAGGCCACAACGGUCCAUGGUUGUUGUUCAUAUCUGAGAGUGGAUAUGGAAAGCGUGUCCCUGUGAGCAGCUUUCGUUCAUCGCCUUUGAAUAGAGUUGGUUUGAUUGGAUACAAGUUUUCAGCUGAGGAUCGCUUAGUAGCAGUUUUUGUAGUUGGAUUUUCGCAAUCAGAAGAUGAUGAAAGUGAUGAACAAGUGGUUCUAGUAAGCCAAAGUGGUACAGUGAACAGAAUUAAGGUGCGGGAUAUCUCAAUACAGUCUCGUUACGCAAGAGGAGUUAUUCUGAUGAGGUUGGACCAUGCUGGGAAGAUUCAGUCGGCUUCAUUAAUCUCAGCGACAGAGUCCGAGUCCGAGGAAGAAUCGACGGUUGCUAUUAAUGGCUAGGAUGCUGAUUUUGUUGUCAACUUAUUUUUUGGCCCUUUGUUUUCGGAUUUCAUCCACAACUAUAUGGUCUCAUAUGCAAUGUAAAUGAAUCAGGAAGAAGUGAAUACUCCAUGUAUGUAGCUGGUAGGAUUGAUGAAAGUAGCCGAAGUCUGUACAGGAUUAUUCCUUUGUAUUUGUAGAUCGAUCUGCACAAGGGUCAAAUAGUGUUACAAACAUAUUUCUUCCCUAGAGUUUCUGCUAAUUUUGACUGUGCCUUACUAAAA
Molecule: messenger RNA, 3244 nt
Organism: Ziziphus jujuba (common jujube)
Lineage: Eukaryota; Viridiplantae; Streptophyta; Magnoliopsida; Rosales; Rhamnaceae
Product: DNA gyrase subunit A, chloroplastic/mitochondrial
Exons: 27
Coding region: 129-2981 (950 amino acids)
Biological process (GO): DNA topological change
Cellular component (GO): DNA topoisomerase type II (double strand cut, ATP-hydrolyzing) complex; cytoplasm; chromosome
Molecular function (GO): DNA topoisomerase type II (double strand cut, ATP-hydrolyzing) activity; ATP binding; DNA binding
Source: RefSeq, a predicted model, not a curated record